GUGCGCGUGCAGCAGCAGUCGGUGGUUGGGGUGGUGUUGUGUGGGAGAAACUUCGCCUCUCUUUCUGCGGCUCUUUCUGUUUCUGCAUGCGUGGAAGUCUGUGCGUGUGUGUUUGCGUGCAUGUGUGUUUGUUUCGAGCCUUCACCAGGUUGGGUGGGUUACAUGAGGGGCUUCUCCCUGCUGCAUCCAUUUGACUCAAACUAACCAGCGCCGACCUGUCACCACACAUUUCAGCGUUUUUUGGUGCAAACAGCCAGCUGGUCCUCUCAGAUCAAGGAAGGCGUCUCCUCGCACACUUCGCCCUCAGCAGAGAAGCAGGUUGAAACCUCCGUCUGACUCAUGGCCGUCUGAGCCGACACGGCCCCACCGUGGCCCAUGCUCUGUAUCCGUUUUCCUCCCCGUUCUCCUUAUCCCUCAAGCUGACGCAAAACCCCAGACACCUACCUCCCCUUCCCCAACCCCACCCUCACUCCCACCCCGUCCCCAGCGAUUCACCCCCUCCUGCCAUGGUGUCCGGCACAGAGACCGUGCACUACAUCCAUCUGCACAAUUCCAGCCAGUCGGUGCUGGAAGCCCUGCGCACACAGCGACGUGAAGGCCUCUUCUGCGAUGUGACCGUGCGGAUACACGACGCCUCGCUGCGUGCCCAUGCCUGCGUCCUGGCAGCUGGAAGUCCCUUCUUCCAGGACAAGCUGCUGUUGGGUCACUCUGAGAUAUCCGUGCCGCCUCUGGUACCCGCAGAAACCGUGAAGCAGCUUGUGGAUUUCAUGUACAGCGGCUCGCUGGUGGUGCUGCAGUCGCAGGCCCUCUGCAUCCUCACUGCUGCCAGCAUCCUUCAGAUCAAGACGGUCAUUGACGAGUGUACCCAGAUCAUCUCACAGAGGAAGGCGGCAGCAGGAGCGGCAAGUGCAGCUGCGGCAGCUGCAGCGGCGGCGGCGGCUGCAGGAGGGGCCAUGCUUGGAGGAGUUCUCCCAAAACAAGAAGAGCGUGGCCUGGGGAAAGGGAGGGAGAGUGGAAGCAGUGGAAGCUGUUCUGUUAGUAGCGGUAGUGGAGGUUAUGCAAACUUCUCCAACUUCAUGGCUGAAUGUGGAGCUAAUAACGUGGGUGGGGGUCUGGCAGGUGCCAGCGUUACUGUCAGUGAGAGCGGCCCCGGACCGAUGGAUCAAACUAACACGGUGAAUCUGAUGGCGCUGGGAGACAUGGGCACCAGCUCCAUGUGUGGCAGUGAUGGGAUGGGCCCUGGGGCCGGCACAAUCCUCAUGAAGCAGAGCUCCAGCUGCACUCAGGACGUCAGGUACAAGCUCCGAGACCUGUUGGCACAGACUGCCAACGGAGCCGGCACCGGUAACGCAGGGAACCUCUCCAUGGGCUGCAGCUCCAGCGUUGGCGGCGUGGACGGCAUCAGCAGGGACGGCCUCCGCGGCAACGCGACUGACCUCUCCGAUGACCUGGUGGGGAUGGACAGAUACAGCGAGGAGGAGGACUUGGACGGAAGAGAGCGAGGAAGAGAUGGAGACAGAGACAGGGUGAGCAGCCACAGCCGCAAGCAGAGGCAGCCGAUAAGACUCCAGGUUCUGGGGGGAGAGGGAGUGGUGGUGAAAGAUGAAGGGGUGCAGGAUGCAGAUGGGACCGUCUAUACGCUGGAGGAUGGGAGGCGAGAUCAGGAGCAGGGGAGUCAGGAAUCCAUGGCAACCUUUGGGCAGCAACAGUGGACAGCGAUGCUUUCUGUUAGUGAUGGCGGUGUGUCAGUGCACCAGAAGCAGCAGAUGUUGGCCAAAUCCGGCAUUUACCCAGCCAAGGGCCCGGCGGCAGGACUCGGGGAAUAUCCAGUAGCUGAAGACUUACGCUCUGAAGAAGUCAAGAUUUCUAUGACGAGCAGGGAGUGUUUUCAGAGAGUUUCUGGCCGCAGGAGUGAGCCCAGCUCAGACCAUGGCGUUCAACCCCAGGGGACGGGUCAACAAGCCCAUGACUCCACCUCCGACCACUCAGUCCUCAACAACCAGCUUCUGUUCCAGUACCCAGUGAGCCAGUCGCAGCCCGCUCCGUUCUACGUGGGAGGGCCCAUGGGAGGCAUGGACAACAUGGCAGGAAAUGAGCCCAGUCAGCAGGCUCCGCCCCCAGCACCAAUGACCCCCGCCCCCCACCUUCCACCUCCUCAAUGCUCUGCAGGGCCCUCUCCUUCCUCCCAGGGAUCUGAGACCUCGUUCGACUGCACGCACUGUGGCAAAUCUUUACGUUCCAGGAAGAACUACAGCAAGCACAUGUUCAUCCACUCGGGUCAGAAACCUCAUCAGUGCUCCAUCUGCUGGCGCUCCUUCUCCCUGCGGGACUACCUCCUCAAACACAUGGUGGUUCAUACUGGUGUCCGGGCCUUCCAGUGCACCAUGUGCGGCAAGCGCUUCACCCAGAAAAGUUCUCUUAACGUCCACAUGCGCACCCACCGUGCUGAGCGCACCUUCCAGUGCAAUGUGUGCCACCGAGCUUUCACCCACCGCACCUUGCUGGAGCGCCACGCCCUCCAGCAUGCCCACCACGCGCCCCAGGCUCCAGGCCAGGGUCAGGGCCGUGGAGCCGACAUGACCUCACCUACCAAGCACAGUCCUCCAGCUAUAGGAGGACCCUCAGGUAUGACUGGAGCAGCUGGCAUGGUUGGCAGCAUGGCCAACAUGCCCAGCCAUGGAGCUUCCUCCACUUAAAGUUAGAGAAAGGAAAAGCAGGGGGGAGGAGGAGGAAGUUAGUGAGCCCAUUCCUUGAACCAACACUUAAUCGGUCCUUUUACUCUGGUGGGAAGAGCUCUUACAGGUGUACAGGUUUCAAAAUUUUAGCUUCAGUCAGGGAUCCUGCACAGGGCUGAAGGCCUUUAAGUUUGAAAAUAAUGUACAUUUAUAAGCGGUUUUGGAUCUGUACAAACAUCUUUGGAAAUUUUGUGGAAAAAUGCUAAUAGUAGUAGCCCUACUCUAGUUUCCUGUGUUGUGACAUUUGCUGCUGUGAGGAUGAUGUGAGGUACAGAGCAACAUGCCCACCAGUCACACACAUGAACAGCCAUCUGAGACGUCUUGAAUUUUAAAUAAGGGUUCUCUGCUCUGAUUGGAUCGUUAUCGGCUCGAAUCGCCUCACAAAGAAGCUGGAUAAGAAGGUCUGAUCUUUUUAUUGAAAUGAAGAAGAGAGCCACAUGGUCUUUGUUAAAGGGUGAAGCGAGAAGAGGGAAGGAGGAACUUUUAGGAGCUCUGAGAUUUCAUAUCCAGAUGAGAAGAUGAGAGUUCAGAACCAGAAGUCUUUUCUGAUUAUAAGUUGUGUAAAAACAAGGGAUUGGCAGCCAUUUCUAACCCGCUGUGGCAUCAUUGAUAACAGAUAGCUCUAAAACUACCAUCAUCAUCAUUAGCACUGUUAGAUGCACCGAUUAAAAUCAGACUGCUCUCCUUUGUCUCAGUAUUACAGCUGAACAAUUCGUUGAUUUUAAAUCAGAGUUGCAGUUUAAAUUUUUCUAAUUAGCAAAUUGCAACGAUUAUUAUCAUAAACGGUGCCUGAUCCGAUAGUGUAAAUCAGAUCAAUAACAGCAGACUGUUUAGGUUUUACUGCAAGGACAAAGUAGAAACCUGUUCUAGAGGAAGCUUCAGUGUGGUGGCCACAGGUUGCAUGUUGUAGUUGGUAAAUGAAGCCGUUCAUAUCUCAACUUUACGUCCUGGUUGCAGUAUGAAGCAGUUCUUAUUUACACGUCAUCUCAUGUGAAAAUCCUCCAUCUCAGGUUAGAAGCAUAAUUAUGUGUGAACACUGAAUUGGAGCUGGAUUUUAAGAGAUUAAAUCAUUUUUAGAAAUUUUUUAAAUCUUCAGCAUUCCUCAGCGUAAGGGAGGUGAAUCCGUUUAAAGCAGAAAUCCUGCAGCUUCUCACUUCCUGUGUGGGAGAUGGUGGUCCAUGUAAGUCCUGCCGAUUCACCACGCAGAUGUUGUCUUUACGCUGCCUGAGUGGUUUUUAUCAGAUGAUGCUGUGGUUGUAAAAUCAGGAGGUGACUCACAGUUUUAGCUCCAAUUUUACAUCCUCCUCUCUGGAUUUAAACACAGCUGUUUAUCUGAUGCAUAAACGCUUCAGAUGGACCAUGUGGUUGGUUUCACAGAAAGUCACGAUCAGAGCACCCUUAUUUUAAAUGUUGAAUUGUAUAGGAACUCUGUUUCCGAGAGGUCAGAGUCACCAAAGACAACAGGAAAAUUGGGAGGGGGUGGGGCCAGGGUUUGAUUCACCUUCAAUUCUUUUAAAUCAGGGACUAUUUUCCUUUGUGUCAAACCUCUGUGAACUCAGACACGUGAGAGGUGAAGACACAUUAAACACAACAAGUUGGAAAGAGGAAAACUGUCGGUACCUGCUUUCUCAGCAGGUGUUGGGACAGGCUGUGUUCCUGCACAUACAAACAAAACAAGCCUGCACAUGUCUGACAGACGGCCUCAGGAAUCUGUUUCAGCCCACUACCAUCCUACCUGAGCUAUAUGAGCUGUGUUUAGCAUCAGUGAUGUUAGAAAUAUGUUGGCUGCUUAAAUUUAUCCAAAUCUGCCUCAAGAUGUUAAAGCGAAAUGGUAAAAAAACUAAUUCACAAUCAGAACAUAUGAGUGGAGCCGUGCGACGGACUGGUGAGCCGCCUCUCGCCUGCUAAAUGCUGGGUUAGGCAGCCGCCCCCCCCGCGACCCUUCAUGACGAAGCGCUA
This is a messenger RNA of Melanotaenia boesemani (Boeseman's rainbowfish), 4694 nucleotides long. It is a transcript of the gene zbtb45, whose product is annotated as zinc finger and BTB domain containing 45. Gene Ontology annotation, molecular function: protein binding; DNA-binding transcription factor activity, RNA polymerase II-specific; RNA polymerase II cis-regulatory region sequence-specific DNA binding. The record is from RefSeq and is a predicted model, not a curated record. Gene Ontology annotation, biological process: regulation of transcription by RNA polymerase II. Gene Ontology annotation, cellular component: nucleus. Lineage: Eukaryota; Metazoa; Chordata; Actinopteri; Atheriniformes; Melanotaeniidae.